CAAGGAAACGUUGGGGCCAUGGACGAGCAGAGCGUUGAGAGUAUUGCUGAAGUGUUCCGAUGUUUCAUUUGUAUGGAGAAAUUGCGUGAUGCACGCCUGUGUCCACAUUGCUCCAAGCUGUGCUGUUUCAGUUGCAUUCGGCGUUGGCUGACAGAACAAAGAGCCCAAUGCCCUCACUGUCGGGCUCCACUCCAGCUGCGGGAGCUUGUCAACUGUCGCUGGGCUGAGGAAGUGACCCAGCAGCUUGACACGCUUCAGCUAUGCAAUCUCAACAAGCAGGAAGAAAAUGAAAAGGACAAGUGUGAAAAUCAUCAUGAGAAACUGAGUGUGUUUUGUUGGACAUGUAAGAAAUGCAUCUGCCACCAGUGUGCUCUCUGGGGAGGAAUGCACGGGGGGCAUACAUUUAAGCCAUUAGCUGAAAUUUACGAACAACAUGUCACAAAAGUGAAUGAAGAGGUGGCAAAGCUUCGCCGGAGGCUCAUGGAGCUGAUCAGUUUGGAGCAAGAAGUGGAAAGGAAUGUAGAAGCUGUGCGCAGUGCAAAAGAUGAGCGUGUUCGGGAAAUCAGAAAUGCAGUGGAGAUGAUGAUUGCUAGGUUAGACACUCAGCUGAAGAACAAACUUAUAACACUAAUGGGGCAAAAGACUUCACUCACCCAAGAAACGGAACUCCUAGAGUCCCUGCUGCAAGAAGUAGAACACCAGCUACGCUCAUGCAGUAAAAGUGAACUGAUACUGAAAAGCUCCGAGAUCUUGAUGAUGUUCCAGCAGGUGCACAGGAAGCCCAUGGCCUCUUUUGUCACCACUCCUGUCCCUCCAGAUUUUACGAGUGAGUUAGUACCAGCCUAUGAUUCCACUACCUUUGUCUUGGAGAAUUUCAGCACUUUGCGCCAGAGGGCAGAUCCCGUGUACAGUCCACCUCUUCAAGUUUCUGGGCUAUGCUGGAGGCUAAAGGUUUAUCCAGAUGGAAAUGGAGUUGUUCGAGGCUACUAUUUGUCUGUAUUUCUUGAGCUUUCUGCUGGAUUGCCAGAAACAUCCAAGUAUGAGUACCGUGUGGAAAUGGUCCAUCAGUCAACAAAUGAUCCUGCUAAAAACAUCAUUCGAGAAUUUGCAUCUGAUUUUGAAGUUGGGGAGUGCUGGGGUUACAACAGGUUCUUUCGAUUGGACUUGCUUGCGAAUGAAGGCUACCUUAACAGGCAAAACGACACGGUCAUAUUAAGGUUCCAGGUGCGUUCACCUACCUUCUUCCAGAAAUGUCGGGACCAGCACUGGUACAUUUCUCAGCUAGAAGCUGCUCAGGCAAGCAAUGUCCAACAAAUAAAUAAUCUCAAAGAGAGGCUUGCAAUCGAGCUGUCCCGUACCCAGAAAGCCCAUGGCAUGUCUCCUCCAGACUCUCACCUCAGCCCACAGAGCGAUGACUGCCCAGAAGCAAGACCCAAAAAGUCUGGACCAAACUCAGAAGUGCGUCUUGAGACUGUGGCUGCGACAGCAGGUCCCCGAGAUGCCAAGGACGAAGAAGAGGAGAAAGUGCAUUAUGAAGACUUUAAUCAUGAGCUCUCAGAUGGAGAUCUGGAUGUUGAUGUUGCUGGGGAGGAUGAAAUGAACCACCUGGAUGGCAGCAGUUCUUCUGCUAGUUCAACAGCCACCAGCAACACAGAGGAGAAUGAUAUCGAUGAAGAGACCAUGUCUGGAGAGAAUGAUGUGGAAUACAGCAACCACAUGGAGUUGGAGGAAGGAAACCUCAUGGAGGAAGCAGCUUGUGCUGUGGCUGGCGCAUCAGGCGGGAGCCAUGGCUAUCCUACCACAAGCAGCCGUAUGUCAAGGCGGGGAGGAAGUGCGCUGGGCUCUUCUUCCAGUACCAGUUUACUUGACAUAGACCCCUUGACUUUAAUACACUUGUUGGACCUGAAAGACAGAAACGGGAUGGAAAACUUGUGGGGUCUACAGCCACGCCCUCCAGCUUCCCUUCUACAGAACAGAGCGUCUUAUUCUCUGAAAGAGCGGGAUCAGCGGAGGCACCAGGCCAUGUGGCGUGUCUCACCAGACUUGAAGAUGCUGAAGAGGUUGAAAAGUCAGAUGGCCGAGGUCCGCAGUAAAAUGUCAGACGUGAAGAACCAGCUGUCGGAGGUCCGGAGCAGCAACUCCACGUCUUCCGACGGGCAGCCCACCUACUUCUCCGGUGACCAGGGGGCCUUGGCUGCGUGUGGGGCGGAGAGCUACAGCAAGCUGCAAGAGCUUGCACGGGAGGUGCUGAUGAAGUCAUUGCUCUCAGGCUACUGCGUACAGAACUCUACACACAAGAAAAGCCAUUCGCCCAAAGGUGGUCGCAGUGGGGCAGCAGGCAGCUUGUCCCUGCGAAGAGCCAUGGACUGUGGGGAUGGGAAUCUUCGCUCCAAGGGAGACUGCCAGAGUGCCUCUGAAGGUUGCCUCGGGAACAUGAAGCCCAGCAGCAGGCGCAGUUCCCCCCGGUGCCUGACUAGCAGCUGUGCCUCAGAGGCAUUGAUGAAGCCUGAAGACAGGCAUUGUGAAGCCUCUGAUUCUGACGCCAGUGCUUCCGGUUCAAAUGGCGUAACGCCUGUGGAAAAAGCAAGGAAAAUCAUAGCACUGGGAUGCCGUCUGGAAGGAACUGAGUCAGCUGACUUGGAAAACAACACUGAACCUGGAGAGCUGCAGCCUGGGAUUUCUGAAGGAGCUUUGGCAGGCCCAGAAGAAGCUGGGCUUUGCCCGAAGCACAUCCUUCACCUCCUGCCAGGCAUGAGCAGCGACAGCGACAUUGAAUGUGACACGGAGAACGAGGAGCAGGAGGAGGUGGAAGCUGCCAGCACCUCCUCGGAUGUCUUCAACCAGGCUUUCCGGGCCCCGUCUGCCAGUGAAGCCUUAGAGCUGUGUUCUGUUUUUCCUGAGGGCGAUGAAGUGGGCUCUGAUGACCUUCCCUUUGCCACUGGAAAAGACUGCACAAGGUAA
Molecule: messenger RNA, 2961 nt
Organism: Euleptes europaea (tarantolino)
Lineage: Eukaryota; Metazoa; Chordata; Lepidosauria; Squamata; Sphaerodactylidae
Gene: TRIM37
Product: tripartite motif containing 37
Exons: 24
Coding region: 19-2961 (980 amino acids)
Biological process (GO): protein autoubiquitination; negative regulation of centriole replication
Cellular component (GO): aggresome; peroxisome
Molecular function (GO): zinc ion binding; tumor necrosis factor receptor binding; ubiquitin protein ligase binding
Source: RefSeq, a predicted model, not a curated record